Cololabis saira (Pacific saury) is the source of this 8068-nucleotide messenger RNA. It is a transcript of the gene iqsec2b, whose product is annotated as IQ motif and Sec7 domain ArfGEF 2b. The transcript has 14 exons. Bases 1189 to 5700 code for a protein of 1503 amino acids. Gene Ontology annotation, molecular function: guanyl-nucleotide exchange factor activity; protein binding. The record is from RefSeq and is a predicted model, not a curated record. NCBI's taxonomy places the organism in Eukaryota, Metazoa, Chordata, Actinopteri, Beloniformes, Belonidae. Gene Ontology annotation, biological process: actin cytoskeleton organization; regulation of ARF protein signal transduction.
CCGAGGAGCCUUGGAACCUGAAAUCAGCUGCUCCGCUCACUCCAGCUGCUACCCGCUCUCCAGCUGCUGUGUGCGGGGAAACGAGCCCACACCGAGACCCGGAGACCACUUUAUCUCCGUGUCCGAGGACAUACCAUCACAGUGCAGCUUGAAGCCCGGACCCUGGCUGUGAAACCCUCCUGGAUAGUUGGAGCCGCCGAGACGCACCAACUCCCUCCGCCUCUCUGGACGCGGGAGCUGGAGGAAAACUCUGCGUGAUUCUCACAUGAAAAGGCCCAGAGACGCACAGUUUGGGAGCUGAAUUUUCAAACCCCCGGUGAUGCGGCUCUGGCCGAGCCCAGGGCGGGAUUCUGGGGUCCAGAAAUGAACUUUGUGGUGUAACUUGUGCGCACUUUCCGCGCGCUGAAGACGCGCCAUGGGCUGAGAGCUGACGGACAGCAGGACCUUCGACGUGGGAGGGAGCACAAUCUUCUCUUAUGUAAUAAUUGACAGACAGCGCCUGAUAAUAAGUGGUAAAUCAUAACUGGCAUCACCCCAUCACCCCCCUCCACCCACCCCCCCUUUAGACUGCUUUUUUAAAAUUGAUUUACAAUGAAGUUAAAGCUCUUCAUGCAACAACGUCCAUAGCAGGAUGUAUCGCUGGUGGACAACGCUGCCUCCCUGUUCCUCUUAGAGAGGCAUCAAGGCAAGAGAUCUUAGUCAUAGAUUAUUGAAAACACUUAAUGAGACAGUCCUUCCCUCUUGCAUGAUCUCCUUUUGCAAAUCUCUUUGUUUUUUUUCUUUUUAACAUCUUGCUCAAUAAAAUGUUAAUCAUGAUUCCCCAAAGGCUUGAGCUGCUGCGAGAUAUCAGAAGGACUGUGACUUCACGAUAUCAGACAGUCAACAGUGUUGGAAGUUUCUUUCUGAGCUUUAAACUGUUUCCAUGGCUUUGCAUCACUUUUAACGGCUACUAACAUGUUCUAAUGCUCAUUCCUGCCCUCAUCCUCGGGGGGUGAUGUAGUCACUUUGAACUCCUCGGUCUCUUCACCUCUGUGACUUCCUGUUUCUGAGUAAACCAAGCCGAUAGUCCAUCCUCACCAGAGCCUUGCUCGGUCCCUCCCUCCCCCCCAACUCAUCAGGGCUGGUGGGGGGGGUGGAUCUCGGACCCGUGGCCGGCCGUGGUCCCACCCCGGUGGGGAGGCUCCCGUCAUGGAGACCAGUCCGGAGAGCCCCAACCGGGCGGUCGAGUACCUCCUGGAGCUCAACAACAUCAUCGAGAGUCAGGCCAAGCUCCUGGAGACGCAGCGGCGGCGCAUCGAGGAGCUGGAGGGCCAGCUGGACAAGGUCAGCCAGGAGAACCAGGACCUGAGGCAGGAGCGGCCGGACCCCCCGGAGCAGAACCACAACCACAGCCAGCCCCUGUCCCUGCCCUUACACCACGUCGGCGGGGCGGCUGAUGGCGGCGGCGGCGGUGGGAAUGGUAGCACCUCCACGACUCAGGCGGCCCCCGGGUCGGCCACGGCCCCGGGGCCCGGCAGGGAGAGGAGGACCCACACCAGGCUGACCCGGGGCCUCUCCCGCAGCUCCUCCACGGCUGGAGAGCGGCUGGAACGCACCGACAGCACCGACACCAACGCCAGCUCCAGCUUACGCAGAAAUGUGGAAGGAGAAUCCCAGUGUCCAGAGCCCGGCGCCCACAAAGACCCCCCUUUCGGCCAGAUGCCUUACCUCCGGGGCUCGGAGCGCUACAGCGACGGCGCUCCCGUGGCCCCCAGGGGCCCCUCCUGUGUGACCGGCUCCAGCUCGGCCAGUUUGGCCUGGGCGCUGCGAACACGCCACCAACCUGCAAGCCUGGCCCUCCGCAAGCAGGAGGAAGAGGAGAACAAGAGGUGCAAGGCCCUGUCCGACAGCUACGAACUCUCCACAGAUCUGCAGGAUAAAAAGGUGGAAAUGUUGGAGAGAAAGUACGGAGGCUCCUUCGUGAGCCGCAGAGCAGCUAAGAUCAUCCAGACGGCCUUCAGGCAGUACCGCAUGAACAAGAACUUUGAGCGCCUUCGGAGCUCGGCCUCGGAGAGCCGCAUGACGCGCCGCAUCAUCCUGUCCAACAUGAGGCUGCAGUAUUCCUUCGACGAGCGGCCUCAGCAGCAGGCCCAGACGCAGACCAACUUCACCCACAGCGUGGCCAUCGGGCCUCCCCACUCCCCCAACCCCGAGCGCUCGGGGGACUUCACUCACCUCGAGGACUCCUUCUCCAAACAGGUAAAGUCGUUAGCUGACUCCAUCGACGACGCCCUGACGUGCCGCGCCGGCCGCGAUGACUCCCAGGAGGGCAGCCGGGAGGGCGGAGGCCUCAGCGAGGACUUCGGGGAGUGCAUGUGGAGCAGCAGCAGCAACCCGUCCUCCCAGAGAGGGCUGGGGGAGCGAGGCCGGGCCGCCGGCGGAGGCCUCAGCAUGCACGGCGACAGCACGGCCACCUCCUACAGCGACGUCACCCUCUACAUGGACGACGGCAUGCCCACCUCCCCGCUGUCCCUGGACCGGGCCCCCAGCAGCACGGACACGGAGUACUGGGGCCCCGGCGGGGGCGUGGGGGUCCGCGAGGACAGCAGGGACACCGAGGGAGGGGGCAGCAGCAACAGUCGGCGCAGCACCCCGUGCACAGAGUGCAGGGAUUACCGGCAGAGGGGCGCCCACCUGCCCCUCCUCACCAUCGAGCCGCCCAGCGACAGCUCCGUGGACAUGAGCGACCGCUCCGACCGCGGCUCCCUGAGCCGGCAGCUGGUGUACGAGCAGGAGCCCGGGGCGGGCUCGGGCUCCCCUCAGGAAACCCUCAAACACUCCCCCGCCACCGGCGUCCGCUCCACCUCGGCGGCGGCCGCCCAGGGCCAGACGCGGGGCCCCAGACCCAUCCCCACCCACAUCCCUCACCAGGUGGCAGCACACCACCACCACCACCACCACCCCAUCCACCACCACCAGUACCCCGACACGCCCUCCUCCUCCUCCUCCCCCCAGCAGCCCCCCACCACCCCCCUGUCCUCCUCCUCCUCCACCGCGCUGCCCCCCGGUGGCCUGGAGCAGCCCUGCUGCUCGGACGGAGACAACGACUCCCUCAACUCCACCACCAACUCCAACGAGACCGUCAACUGCAGCUCGGGCUCCUCGUCGCAGGACAGCCUGCGGGACCCGCUGCCUCCUCUGGGCAAGCAGACCUACCAGAGGGAGAGCCGCCACAGCUGGGACUCCCCGCCCUUCAACAGCGACGUGGUGCAGAGACGCCAGUACCGCAUCGGUCUCAAUCUCUUCAACAAGAAGCCGGAGAAAGGGAUCCAGUACCUGAUCGAGAGGGGCUUCGUAUCGGACACUCCUGUUGGGAUUGCUCGUUUCAUCCUCGAGAGGAAAGGCCUGAGCAGGCAGAUGAUCGGAGAGUUUCUGGGAAACCGACAGAAGCAAUUCAACAAAGAUGUUUUAGACUGUGUGGUGGAUGAAAUGGACUUCUCAGGUAUGGACAUCGAUGAUGCUUUGAGGAAAUUCCAGGCCCAAAUUAAAGUUCAGGGAGAAGCCCAAAAAGUGGAGAGGCUAAUAGAGGCUUUCAGUCAGAGAUACUGUGUGUGUAAUCCAACCCUGGUUCGGCAGUUCCAGAACCCCGACACCAUAUUCAUUUUGGCAUUUGCCAUAAUCCUCCUCAACACAGAUAUGUACAGUCCCAACGUCAAGCCUGAGAGGAAGAUGAAAUUAGAGGAUUUCAUCAAGAAUUUGAGAGGUGUGGACAAUGGUCAGGAUAUCCCCAGGGACCUGCUGGUUGGGAUCUACCAGCGAAUACAGAAGUGGGAGUUACGCACCAAUGACGACCAUGUGUCCCAAGUGCAGGCAGUGGAGAGGGUCAUUGUGGGCAAGAAGCCUGUGCUGUCCCUUUCCCACCGAAGGCUGGUGUGUUGCUGCCAGCUGUACGAGGUGCCGGACCCUAACAGGCCUCAGAGGACUGCAGUGCACCAGCGAGAAGUCUUUCUCUUUAACGACCUGCUGGUGGUGACCAAAAUCUUCCAAAAGAAGAAAACCUCAGUGACUUAUAGUUUCAGACAAUCUUUCCCUUUGGUAGAGAUGCAAGUGCACAUGUUCCAAAACUCUUACUACCCUCAUGGCAUCCGCCUGACUUCAGCCAGCCUGGGUGGGGAGAGGAAGGUUCUUAUCAUUUUUAUGGCACCCAGUCAGCAAGACCGCACCCGCUUUGUUAGUGACCUCAGGGAGAGCAUUGCUGAGGUGCAAGACAUGGAGAAAUAUAGAGUGGAAUCGGAGUUGGAAAAACAGAAAGGUGUGAUGAGGCCCAGCUUGCUAACUGGCAGCGUGGUUGGAGGAGGUGUAGGUGUUAAGGGUGACGUUGUGAACGGCACCCUGGGUAGGACAAGUUUUGAUGACAACUGUUCAGUGGGUGAGGGUCUCAAACGCACAGCGCUCAGCUCAUCUCUCAGGGACCUAUCAGACGCAGGGAAACGUGGUCGCAGGAACAGUGUUGGUUCUCUGGACAGUACCAUGGAAGGGUCCAUCAUUAGCAGCCCGCAGCCUCAUCAGCGCUACCCAGUCCCGGGCGUGCUCCCCGGCUGCUACGGAACCGAAGACUUCCGGACUCACCGCCCCAUCCUGAGCCCCGGGACGGGGGUGGGGGGUGGGCCGGGGCAGAAACACACCACUGCUGGGACAGGAGCUGGGGGAGUCUCCAGCAGUGCGGAGAGAGCAGGAGCGGGGAGCGGGCCUGGAGGGAGCACCAGCAACAACAACAGCGGCUCCUUCCUGGGCUCACUAUUCGGCAGCAAACGCGCCAAACCACCAGGGCCCCUCAUUCCACCGGGGCCACCCUACCCCGCACCUAUACCCCCACUGACUACCGGAGGGCCCCCGCCUCACUCCCCUUCAUCUCUAUGCCAACUGGAGGGGGCGGCCUCCAAGAUCCAGGCCCUGCACGCACAGUACUGUCAUAUGGGCGGCGUGCAGCCCCCCCCGCCGUACUACCAUCACCAUCGCUACCACGUCCAAGCUGUCCCUACGUCUUUGCAAGGAGUGGCCCCUCAUACUUUACAGAGAGGUCCCCUGCCCUGCCGGCCCCCGCUUGGCCCGCCGCACGUCCAGCUCCAACAGCUGGCCCAUCUCUCUCAGCUCUCCCAGCAUGGGCUUCCGGGUCGCUACGCCAACAUGGUGGUCGGCUGUCCCCCCCCCCUUUCUCCUCUCUCCCAACAUUCCCCGAACCCGCAGUUUGCCCUGUACCACGCGCAGCCCACACACUCUGUCAGAGGGGGGGUCGCCCCUGGUACCAAACCCCCCCUCACCUUGUCUCACUCCCACCCCCACCCCCACGCACACUCCCAAACCCACCCCGGACACGUGCACACGCCGCACCCCGGCAGCCACCCCGCCCACCAGACACACUUCAUAUUCGGCACGCUGCCGCACAACCUGCCCUCCGGCUCCGUCAGCGCGCAUCACGCGGCGCCCGCCGGCCCGUAUCUGCCCCAGUACCCUCCUCUCUCCUCUAUCCCCCCUCCCCCACCACACUCCCCUUUACCCCCCCCUUCGUCCCCCCUUACCCCUCUUACACCUCUCUCCCCUCACCCCCCCCAGCACCCCGGGCAGCCUCAGCAGGGGCCGCAGGCGACGGGGGCCGGGGCGACCGGCACGGCGGGCAGCUCCAAGUCCAAGCCUAUCAACCGGAUAAGUACCGUGGUGUGAGCAGGACGUGGGGCUCCAGGGUUCAGUGGCCGGACGGCAGACCGGAGGAGGUGGGCCGGUCCCGGGCCAGGACCAAGUCCGCCAGGACCGAGAGUAACAGCAGCACCGCCGGUGAGAAGAAGAAGCGCAGCCUGCUUCGCCUCUGUUACUUUCACCUCCGCUUCCCACACAUGUGAGCGGAGACGCGCGCCGCCGCGGCCGCCGCUACACGGCGCAAGAUGGUACGCACAUGCUCAGAACCCGCACCGACAACAACACGCCACAGGAACACACACUCAACAUAUUGCUGCACACAAUCAAAAAAAAGUCUAUAGCCAUAUAAUUUAAAAAUAAAGCUAAAUCUAUAUAAGUUUAUUGCCUCGGUUUUAAUUGUUUAAAAUCUGAGUAUGUAUGAGACUAUUUAUGUGUGCAGUAUCAAGACGUGAUCACGUGACGCUGGAAAAAAAAAUGAAGACGAUGCGUAUCCACCUGCUUACACGGGGAUGUAAAUAAAGACUAACCAACCAAAUGGAUCCCGGUGACAUUUUGAAUUAACAAGAGAAGAAAGUUGCAAAUGAGAAGGAAAAAAGUAACUUGACCUUGCAAUAAUUUACUUCAAAAGGCUCCACAGUGUCUCCAUCCCUCCCUGCAGGUUACGCUUUGCUGAAAGGCAUCCUUUUUUUCUAAAGAAAAAUUCAGAUGUGUUGCUCUGUCUUAAACCUCAAAAACCAGAACACGGUUUUUUACUUAAAGGUCUUUUACAUGUCAGCAGGAGUCAACGGGCUUUUUAAUGCUUUCGUGUGAUUUAUGGAAAUCAACCAUACAAACAAUUAUAUAUUUUAAAUGUUUCUGAAGCUUCUUGCUGUUUUAUUGAUAUUAUGAUAUACCUGCUAUGAGUAUAAUGACUAUUGUCCAAUAAUUGUUUUGAUCAGUAAUUAAUUCUAUCAGCAGAUGUUUGUACACGGUAACAGAGAGUAUGGACACAUUCAGAUUCUCUCAUAACUGUUAGAGGGUAUUCUGAUGUGUGAAGUGUGAUUUAUUUUCAUCGCACCAUAGUUUGCAUUUGGUUUCAUUUUUAAUUUCUGAUUUUAAUUGUUGAAAAUAACUAAUGAAGUUUUGUUCAUGCUGAUUUGAACACUGAUAAAAUUCCUCCUUUUCUGUUUAUUCAGAGCAAACAGGUGCAGCAUCUUAAAUCGUGACAAAGAAAACUUGAAUUUACAGAAUACGUUUGAGUUGAUGCGCCAUUAUUAUUAUUAUUAUUUUCUUCUUAUGAGUCUCCCAGUAUUAGAAAAAAGGCUUAAAUAUAGAAAAUAGUUUUCCACACGGCGCUUAUGCCCACUGACUCACAGUCACCGGAUGUAGUCAUUGUGCUUUUCUCUUUCUUUCUUUUCUUUAUGUUUUGAAAGAAGCACGCUUUUUACAUGAGGUUUUGUGGUUUUGCACAUGUGAUGUCUUAAGUCAAAAAAUGGCCUUCUUCUGAUCCUUCCUCUCCCAACAUUUUCAGAAAUCUCAUUACAUUUGCCGAUGCCUUGGCAUCUGCCUGAGGGCUUCUUGUUUAAGAAAAAUAAAAGAUAAAAAAAAGCUUACAAGGGGCCAAGAAUGUAAAAUAUCCUGCAGGUACAUACGCUAACUCCUGUUCCUGCCCCCCCCCCCCCCCCCCCCCACAUGUGAUCCUUGUGUAAGUGUUAUCCCUUUUACUACUGCAGUUUUUGAAGUUACUAUUGAGCACUGAUGUGAUUUACCUUCAGUGCCAUUGAUUACCAACAGAGAAAUAAAUAUAUUACGAUUCAGCAAAAAAACAAAUUAGACACAGACAACAUAAAGAUGUCCUUGGAACAAGCUGCUGAAAAGAUGAGGCUUUAAAUUAUCAAAAGGGAAUAUUAAGGUAUGGAGAGAGUCAAGAAAGUUAAAUGAAGAUUUUAGAGUUAUAUGUUGGCUAUCCUUUUCUUUUCAUUGUGUCCUUUUUAACUCUUCUUGCAUGAAUAUAUCUGCACUUAUUGAAUAGAUUGUACUGUAAAAACCUGAAUGUACAUAUUAAACUAUAUAUAGGCUUCUUAUAAAUAUGAGAUGAACCACUCCCACUCUGUUUCAGGUGUGUACAUGUGAUUACCACAAAGUAUGCACACAAAAGAAGGACAGGGAUGGGAGGUGUUGGCCUAAAGAGUAUUGACCUCCUUUUCUUUUCCUAUUAUUUCAGACAGAAGGCGUGAGAAUGAGUUACAGUGAUAGAAAUUAAAGCCUGAAAAAGUUUAUGUCAGUGCAUUUAUUGAUAUUAUUUGAAAUAUUUUCUUUUCUUUGUGUGUGUAUUAUGUGUACUGAAAGAUUUGAGAAUUGAGAUGUGAAUAUUUAUUGCUUCAGAUAAAUUAAAGUGUCCUUGCAGUGAAGUGAA